CAUUCCAAAACGGUCACUCUGAGGUCUGACUUUGACGCCUCAGCCGCCAUUCGUUAAUAAAGUGAAAUCCUUAAAAAGCGCGCAUUAAACCGGUGUAAUAGUCGUUCAAGAAGUUGAAAAAAAUCUCCAGAUUCCAAAGUUCAUAAAAGACAUACCCCGCAAAAGUGCUUUAGAGGGUACAAACAACUUAAGCAACCGGCGUUUCUCAAAGCGGCAAUAAUUGCAUCAGUGUGUGGGUGCUUCGCCAAAAAAAAAGAAACCAAGUCAAGAUUUUGGAUUGUUAAUUAUAAAGAGGUGCUAAGAAAGAGGGCGUGAAGUUUUCGACUUGGCUGGCGUCCACUCACCCACAAGCACACACACAUACGCACAUAUAUACACACGCGCAAGCCGCUUCUACUGACCGAAGAGAAGAAGAAAGCGAAGAAAGGGGAAGAACGGAGACAGAAGACCGCAGAAAUCGGCAAGUAAACGAAAGGAGGAAGAAAGCCAUGGCCGAACCAAGGACGCCCGAGAAGCUGCUGGCCGCCAAGCCGCCAGUGUUCCACCACAACAGCCAUAGUCCCAAUGCCUCGCUGCAGCUGCCCAGUCCCAUCAUCACGAGGCGCACCCGCACGGCCUCGACCUCCGCUCGGGCCCUGGAAAAUCCGGUUGUGACCGGUAUUGUGAAAUCCUUCAGCCGCACCAAAGGACACGGCUUCAUUACACCCCAUGCCGGCGGAGAGGACGUUUUCUGCCACGUUUCCGACAUCGAAGGCGAAUAUGUGCCCAUGCCCGGGGACGAGGUCAAAUACCGUCUGUGCGCCAUUCCGCCCAAGUAUGAGAAGCACCAGGCAGUGCACGUGCAGAUUAGCAACCUGACGCCAGAGGUGCACCACAAGUGGGAGGAGCCAUUCUAUGGUGGCUCCUCGCCCGCCAAGUAAAGUUGGAGCUCGAGGCCCUGGGAGUGGCGGAGUUCGGGAGCGGAAAAGGGAAAAGUGUGUUGUUAAAAGCUGAACGGCCUUCCAAGAAAUUUAAUUGAGCUAGAGCACGCCACCCGAGAUGAACGAAAAGGGAAACCGGAACAGAACAAUAACCAUGAAAGCAAAUGAAAGCACAGCAAUCGAAGCAGCCAGGAAAAAUCCGACACCAGACCAGAACGUAAUAGAACAGAACAACAGGCCUGCCAUCCAGCCAGCGAGCAGCAUCACCAGAGUUUCAAUUGAACACUUAAUUAGAAUUUAAGCUAAGCUAUGAAAGUCAAACAAAACACAGUCACAAAUAUUGCCUUUUCCUCUGGAAGAGGGGAGAGCAACCGCAACCAGUUUCGAGUAUAUUAUUGAAAACGUAUGUAUUUGGAAAUUGAAAUUGUUAUUCGAGAAACCAAUAGCGACGCGCCCGCGAUGCUGUGGUGCCUGUAUCAGUAAUUACUUUUAAUUAUAAAAAACAUCUGAAUGUGUUCGCCAAGCAAACAAGCUAAAUGCUCUCAGUAAUUCACUUUAUUAUUAAAACAGCUGCAAAACAA
Drosophila teissieri is the source of this 1501-nucleotide messenger RNA. RefSeq names its product cold shock domain-containing protein CG9705. The record is from RefSeq and is a predicted model, not a curated record. Bases 489 to 920 code for a protein of 143 amino acids. The transcript has 4 exons. Gene Ontology annotation, biological process: regulation of mRNA stability. NCBI's taxonomy places the organism in Eukaryota, Metazoa, Arthropoda, Insecta, Diptera, Drosophilidae. Gene Ontology annotation, molecular function: mRNA 3'-UTR binding. Gene Ontology annotation, cellular component: cytoplasm.